Molecule: messenger RNA, 1567 nt
Organism: Medicago truncatula (barrel medic)
Lineage: Eukaryota; Viridiplantae; Streptophyta; Magnoliopsida; Fabales; Fabaceae
Product: beta-glucuronosyltransferase GlcAT14A
Exons: 4
Coding region: 208-1443 (411 amino acids)
Cellular component (GO): membrane
Molecular function (GO): glucuronosyltransferase activity
Source: RefSeq, a predicted model, not a curated record
UUUUUCUUUCUCAAUCACAUUCACACCCUUCUACACUGAUUUUUCACCUUACUUCUCUCACUUUUAAGCUCAACCAUUGAUCCAAAACAUUAUGCUAUUAAACAUACAAGUUUAUCUCAAAUCAAUGUACCUUCCAUCUUUAUAUUAUGGACUAUCCUAUUUGAUAAAUCUUUGAUUCUUUCUCACAUCCACAAGACAAACAUUUCAAUGAGAACAUCAAAAUUUGCAUGUCUUCUAAUUGUUUCUGUUUGUUUGCUAUUAUUUGCAACAGUUUCAAGAUUGAAUAUUCCUAAUGUUUCUUAUUAUGCCACAGUCACAAAUUUACAAAAACAAUACAAUGAUCCUAAGAAAGUUCUUGUAUCAAAAGGAAAAGGGUACCCUCCAGUGUUUGCAUAUUGGAUUUUCGGCACGAAAGGAGAGAGUAAGAAGAUGAUGAGAUUGUUGAAAGCAAUAUAUCAUCCAAGAAAUCAACACCUACUUCAACUCGAUGAUUGUUCAUCGGACUCAGAAAGAAUGGAUUUAGCUCUUUAUAUUAAAUCUCAUAUGGUUUUUGAAGAAUUUGGAAAUGUGAAUGUUGUUGGAAAGAGUUAUGCUAUCAAUAAGAUGGGAUCUUCUUCACUUUCUGCUUCUUUACAUGCUGCUUCCUUACUUCUUAAAGUGAACUCAGAUUGGGAUUGGUUCUUCACAUUAAGUGCUUCUGAUUAUCCUCUCAUGACUCAAGAUGAUAUCCUUCAUGCUUUCACAUCCCUACCAAAAAAUCUCAACUUUAUUCAUUACACUAACAAGACACUACGUAACGAGCAACGAAACAUGAAUCAAAUAGUGGUAGACCCAAGCUUACAUGAAGAAAAGAGUAGUUCACUUUACUUUGCUGUUGAGGCCAGAGAUACUCCUGAUGCUUUUAAGAUAUUUCGAGGUUCUCCUUGGAUGAUUCUUACAAGAUCAUUUAUGGAGUAUUGUGUAAAUGGAUGGGACAAUUUACCAAGAAAGCUACUAAUGUUUUUCAGCAAUGUAGCUUAUCCUAUGGAAACUUAUUUCCACACAGUCCUAUGUAACUCCCAUGAGUUCAAAAACACCACAGUGGACAAUAAUCUAAUUUUUAGUUUUUUUGACAUUGAUCCAUCAGAAUAUCAAUUACUUGAUAUGUCACACUAUGAUACAAUGAUGGAAACUGGUGCUGUAUUUGCACGUCCAUUUGGUGAAGGUGAUCUUGUUCUAGAGAAAAUUGAUGAUUUGGUUCUUAAUAGAACUUUAAAUGGAUUUGUUCAAGGAGAAUGGUGUUCAAGUUCAAAUUUAGAGAUAAAUAAAACUACAAAUUUAGUAUCUGGUAACAUUGAUGUUGUAAAGCCAGGAAUGUUUGGCAUCAAACUUAGAACUCUAUUAGGUGAAAUUGUCAAUAGUGGGAGAUAUAGAGAUUGUCAAUGUCAAUUGCAAUUAGUGUGACAAAAAAUGUCAAUGUUGCUAGAAUCACUUUUGAUGGUGAAUUCAUUUUUAACCAAUUUUAACUAAUUGGGCUAUUUAGGUUUGCAAUUUGUUCAUUCAAAAGUAAAUUUGCUCAUUUUGGUUC